AUGGCGAAGAACGCGAGCAAGGCGGGAAGUCCUACCGCCGCCUCCGGUGCGAGCUGUGACGGGGACGACGGAGACGAAGCACAAGGCGACGACGCGGAGGAGGAUUGGCCGGAGAACGGCCACGACGACAGCGCUUCGGGCGACGAAUUAGGUCCUGCCGACAUUGAGGAGGACGAAUGGUGGAAUCAGCCGGUCGGGAGCGACGACGAGGUGGAAGAGUGGCGGGCUGGUGAUUCCGACAACGACGGAGGUGAAGAUGCUGGCGGUGACCACGCGGAGGCACAGGAAGCGGUGGUGGCUGCCGACGAGGCGGAGGCGGAACGCGAGACAGAGGCGCCUGCGGAUGCGGACGCGGUGGCGGAGGCGGACAAGGUGGCUGCGGAUGCCGUCUUAUUUGAUGGUGAGGGCUCCGACGACGACCCGUGGAGCCUUGGGACAGACAACGACGUUCCGCUACUGAAGCGGAGGCUGCGCCAUCACCUGCAGUCCACGACGAAGCGCGCCCGCGUGGUGCUUUCUGACGACGACAGUCCCGGGGAGGAGCGUCGCCCCCUACUCACCGCUGCGGAGAAAGGAAAGGCAAAGGUCGUGGAAGCCCCUGCUAAGUCCCCUGCUAAGGCCCCUGCAAAGGCCCCUGCUCGUCGCCGCACAAGCAACAAGAAGCGCAAGGACGACGGAGACCCUGGAUCCAGCAAGGGUGCGGCUAAGAAAAAGGCGAAGAAGGCGCCGAAUCCUGACGACAUCAUCGUCAACGAGGCGUUGGGCAGCGACGAUGAGUACGCAGCGGUGGCGGGUCCAAUUCCCACGUUCCCUGAGAAGGCAGCCACGCACACUACCCCGACAUGGAGGCAGCGUUUCCCCAGGCAGAUCAUCAUCGACGCGUUCCGCCACUGUGGGAUCUCCAGCAAGCUGGACGGAACGGAGAACCACCUGGUGAUGUCUCACCUGCGCGCCAGGAGCACCACCGAUGUCUCCGAGGACAUGUCCCUCGGGGGGACCACAGGCGACAACACGCGCCUGCUCGGGAAGGCUCCAGAGGAGGAGGAGGAGGAGGAGGAGGAGGAGGAGGAGGAGGAGGAGGAGGAGGAGGAGGAGGAGGAGGAGGAGGAGGAGGAGGAGGCGAUGCAGGCGGAGGGCGUGCGGGAGGUGGCCGUGGCAACUGGCCUGGAGGUGCUGUACCAGGAGACCCCCAACUACCGCGGAGCGGCGGCCGAGGCUGACCGCAUGAUCGAGCCUAGGGAGACGGCUAGGCAUGCCUGGCGAGUGCCAGACCUGAGUGUAGAGCCUGUUGCUAGUGCUCCAGAGGAGGCGGUGACCGAGGGGGGUUUGGUAGAAGUAGAGAUUCAUGCAUGUAUGGAUGUAUACCCCUAA
Molecule: messenger RNA, 1371 nt
Organism: Closterium sp. Yama58-4
Lineage: Eukaryota; Viridiplantae; Streptophyta; Zygnematophyceae; Desmidiales; Closteriaceae
Source: the annotation of a GenBank genome assembly